Molecule: messenger RNA, 929 nt
Organism: Seriola dumerili (greater amberjack)
Lineage: Eukaryota; Metazoa; Chordata; Actinopteri; Carangiformes; Carangidae
Gene: stmn1b
Product: stathmin-like
Exons: 5
Coding region: 106-546 (146 amino acids)
Biological process (GO): microtubule depolymerization; regulation of microtubule polymerization or depolymerization; neuron projection development
Cellular component (GO): cytoplasm; neuron projection
Molecular function (GO): tubulin binding
Source: RefSeq, a predicted model, not a curated record
GGUGCAGAUGUUGGCGGUCUGUAGGUCUGAAUAGAGACGAGAAGAACAACUUGGCUGAGGUCUGCUCUUCAAACUAAAGCACUUGACGGCAACAUUUCUGCUGAAAUGGCAAGCUGUGGAGACAUCAAGGUGAAGGAGCUGAACAAGCGUGCGUCAGGUCACGCAUUUGAGGUCAUCCUGAGCCCCUCAACCCCAGAUCCCAAGGGAGAAUUUCCAUUGUCCCCUCUUAGAAAAAAGGAAACAUCGCUGGAUGAGAUCAAGAAGAAGCUGGAAGCUGCAAAUGAGAGACGCAAGAGCCAUGAGGCUGAAGUGCUGAAAAACUUGGCUGAGAAACGAGAGCACGAGAAGGAAGUCAUCCAGAAGGCCAUCGAGGAAAACUGCAACUUCAGCAAGAAGGCGGAAGAGAAGCUCAAUCAGAAGAUGGAGGCAAACAAGGAGAACCGCACGGCACGCAUGGCAGCUCUCAACGAGAAGUUCAAGGAGAAGGACAAGAAGUUUGAAGAAGUGAGGAAGAACAAGGAGUCGAUGAAAGAAAGGGAACAUUAAUUUGUUCAUGCCCUGGAAAACAGUUUUUACAUCUCCAAAGAUAAGCUAUAUUUUUUUAACUGACGCUUCUGCAUUAUUGUUUCUUGGGUUAGUUCUGAUUGUGCUGUUGAAUCAAAAUUGGUUAUACCGGUUAGAUUUGGCGUGGAUAUAGUCUGACUCUUCUUAGCUUGUAGAUUUCUCUUUGGCAGCUGUUUACACACUGUUUUGUGGUAUGAACUACAUUUUUCCAUAAGCAGGUAUUCCAUUACAGUAAAUUGCUCCUUGUGUUUCAUACUGUUAAAAUGCAUUAAUUAAUACUGUUCUGAACUGUUGAUAAUGCUGUAAGUUUGAGUAUACUGUAUGAUACCAAGGUUUGACCAUUAAAGUUUGUAUCCAAGUUUUAA